Messenger RNA from Chara braunii, 768 nucleotides. NCBI's taxonomy places the organism in Eukaryota, Viridiplantae, Streptophyta, Charophyceae, Charales, Characeae. The record is from the annotation of a GenBank genome assembly.
GGAACCCAUGUCUUCCCUUGCGAAAAUUUCUCUUGACGAAGUUCCGAACAUGGCUGGAGACUUCACACUCGUGCACCGCCGAAUGAUAGAGAAUGCGCACGAGCUCACAAGAAAGAGAGGGUUCCUGUUUGAGCGUGUGCACACGAUGGUUGCGGAUCUGAAGCGAAUGCGUGCCGAUGUUGAUGACGUGAACUUGAGGGAGGCCGUCGCCGCAUCCAAGUUGGCGGAUUCUGAGUGCAUUGUUGCGGAGCUGCAGGACGUGGUCGACCACCUUCGUGCGCGGGUUCUGAUGUUGGAGGGGGAGGUCCGCAAGACCCAGGACGGGGGGCGAAUAAUGUCGAACUCCACGGACAGUCCACCUUUUCCGAGCGGAGGGACUGUCGCUAGUGUUGUUGUGUCCUUCUGCCAGCAAGGAGCGGAAGCUGCAGUCUGCUCCCAUGGCUGGAGGACAGUUGGCAGUGCGGGGGUCCGUGGUUGGUCAUGCUCGAAUCCGGGGAGAUCUCCGGACCGUCUUGAGAUCGAGCGGGUCACCGAACGUUUACGUAGGACAGUCGCAGGGGAUGCGGACUCGUCCACUGGUGGCAUGGCGGGGGGAAAGUGGGAGAUGCCAUCGCCGUAGUCUGGAUCAGCGCCUAGUUUCAAAAAAAUUGUAUGCGUAUUUUUUGUUUUCCUGAUAUGUGUUCUCAAGGUUGUUUUCAUGUCGUUUCAUAGCACACCGGGAUGCUGCGGGUGUUUUUUGUCGUCUGUCAAUGAACCGCUAACGACAAA